CCGGGUCUCACGCCUCUUUCUUCUCCUUCUCCUUUUAUUUGUUUAAUUUAGCCAUAUAUCCCCUUCUCUCACCAUAUCUCCUUCUUCUUCUUUCAUUACAAAUACAUUUCCCCCUUUUUCAAACCCCUCCUCAUCAGCACCAUGGGGAUCAAGGUUUUAAGUGUUCAGAACAUGGUUUCUUGGUCUUGUUUUCAUUUGAUGAAGAAUGCUAUUCCCCCACCUCCACCCUCCUCCGAUUCCACCAACAUCAAACUUAUUCAUUCCGAUGGCGUUGUUCGUAUCUACCACCGCCCCAUUUAUGUUUCUGAGGUUUUACUUGAAUUCCCUAAGCAUUUGGUUUGUCGUUCUGAUUCUUUUUACAUCGGUCAGAAAAUCCCUCCCCUCUCCGAUCAAGACCUCCUCCAACUCGGCCAUAAAUACUUCCUCCUCCCUACCUCCUUCUUCCACUCUGUUCUCUCUUUUGUCACUAUCGCUUCUUUCUUUUCUUCUUCCAACAACAACAACAAGAAUAGAUUCAUUAACAACGCCGCCGCCUCCCACUGUCCCUUUGACCUCCAACGGACACCUUCUGGCUGCCUCAAAAUUCGUGUCUCCGAUGACUUCAUUUCUCAAUUACUGGAACAGGGGAAUAACCCUAAACCUCUCCCACCCCAACAAUCUCCCUCUUUACCCCUUGGCAAAAUCUGUACUACGCCUCAGUUGGCUAAGGAUUAUACACAGCUUGUUAGAACCCGGAAAUGGAAGCCGAAGCUUGAGACCAUUAAAGAGACGCAGAAGAAACGGAUUUCGAGUUUUGGGUUGAAGAAAGCUAACCCAUUUCCAUCUACGCCCAUCCGAUCGCCUUACCCACUUCAUCAUCUUCGUUCCAUUCACUUUGCUUAUAAGCACAAGAUCCGAAUCAAAGCCAGGAGUUGAUUCAUUUUGACGAUUCGUUGAUUUUCUGGGGAAUCCAUUGUUUGAUGUAGCUUAGUGUUAUUAAUUGUAUUAUUAGAGAUUUGUAUAAAUUAUAUAUAUAACACACCAAAUUGAGAACCAAAUUACUCGAUCAUACUUGCACAUACGAUGAUGAUGAUGAUGAUGAUGAAUGCCUAGUUUU
This is a messenger RNA of Cucumis sativus (cucumber), 1096 nucleotides long. RefSeq lists its product as uncharacterized. Bases 142 to 915 code for a protein of 257 amino acids. The transcript has a single exon. NCBI's taxonomy places the organism in Eukaryota, Viridiplantae, Streptophyta, Magnoliopsida, Cucurbitales, Cucurbitaceae. The record is from RefSeq and is a predicted model, not a curated record.